AUGUCUGACCCGCCGCUGGUGCCGCCGCCUCUGCUGAGGACCCAGGAGCCGCCGCCACCAGCACAGUCGGCCGGUCUGCCCACUGUGCCACCUCCACCCAGCCUGGGCAUGCUGUCGGUCGGCGUGCCGGGGGAGUCGGAGAAGGAGCCGGCGUCCGUGCAACUGCCCGGCGUGCUCGAGCGAGCACUCAACUACAAGAUCGAGCGCGCCAAGGAGGUGGGCGUCGACCCGAGCGAGAUUGACCGCGUCGAGGCGGAGGGCCUGGCGCUGCCGCAGGCGCCGCCGCCACCCAUGAUCCGCGACGAGCCGGCGGCCGUCACGCGCGAGCAGCGCGAGGAGAAGCAGAAGAAGCGCAAGGAGCUGCGCAAGAAGAAGAAAAAGAACAACAAACGGCCGCGCGCGUCGCAGCCGCUGCAGAACGGCGCCCAGAAGCCGGCCAACGACGAGCCGGAUGUGGAGAUCGAGUACGUGUCGGACGCGCCCGAGCUGGACGUGGCCGACCCGCUGUACCGUCAGUUCGCGCACAUCUUCGAGACGUUCCGCAUCAGCGAGCCGACGCCGUCGGCAGCGGAUCGAUGA
Pollicipes pollicipes is the source of this 579-nucleotide messenger RNA. Its product is annotated as splicing factor 3B subunit 2-like. Lineage: Eukaryota; Metazoa; Arthropoda; Thecostraca; Pollicipedomorpha; Pollicipedidae. The record is from RefSeq and is a predicted model, not a curated record. The transcript is spliced from 5 exons. The coding region runs from base 1 to 579 and encodes 192 amino acids.